Molecule: messenger RNA, 1383 nt
Organism: Anarrhichthys ocellatus (wolf-eel)
Lineage: Eukaryota; Metazoa; Chordata; Actinopteri; Perciformes; Anarhichadidae
Product: stomatin-like protein 2, mitochondrial
Exons: 9
Coding region: 9-896 (295 amino acids)
Biological process (GO): mitochondrion organization
Cellular component (GO): mitochondrion; membrane
Source: RefSeq, a predicted model, not a curated record
UCCAGAGGAUGGGGCGCUUUCACCGCAUCUUAGAGCCGGGACUGAACUUCCUCAUUCCCAUACUUGACCAAGUUCGUUAUGUGCAAAGCCUUAAAGAGAUUGUUAUUGACAUUCCUGAACAGUCAGCUGUGUCCCAAGAUAACGUGACUCUGCAAAUUGACGGAGUCCUUUAUUUGAGAAUUUUAGAUCCUUUUAAGGCCAGUUAUGGUGUAGAGGAUCCAGAAUAUGCUGUGACUCAGCUCGCGCAAACUACAAUGCGAUCAGAACUGGGCAAACUCACGCUGGAUAAAGUAUUCCGGGAAAGGGAGUCUCUUAAUUCCAACAUGGUCCACUCCAUCAACCAGGCAUCAGACGACUGGGGAAUCCGCUGCCUGCGGUAUGAAAUCAAAGAUAUACAAGUUCCUCCUCGUGUUAAAGACUCAAUGCAGAUGCAGGUGGAGGCUGAGCGCAAGAAGAGAGCCACAGUGCUGGAGUCCGAGGGGACACGAGAAGCAGACAUCAACAUCGCAGAGGGUCGCAAACGGGCCCAAAUCCUCGCCUCAGAGGGACAGAAGGCCGAGCAGAUAAACAAAGCAGCCGGUGAGGCCCAAGCUGUGUUAGCCAAAGCAGAAGCCAAAUCCAAGGCCAUUCGUCUGCUGUCAGAUGCUCUGGCGGAACAGAACGGGAAUGCCGCGGCCUCGCUGAGUGUAGCCGAACAGUACGUCUCCGCUUUCUCCAACCUCGCCAAAGAGUCCAACACGGUGCUCCUGCCCUCUAACACCGGGGACGUCAGUGGAAUGGUCACACAGGCCAUGACUAUUUACAGCAGGCUGGCCAAACCGAGGCCACGACUUGAGAGCAUGAAGACGGAUGAACCCAUUGAAGAGCCUCCAGUCCAGCCAACGUCAGCUCAGUAGCUGUGGACGCCGUUAAUGCUCUAAACUGUCGCUGACACAAAAGAGGAAGAGGUUUUACCACAACUAUGGAGCACAAUGGCACCGCUGUGUGGACUCGGUGUCUGGUGCAAAGGGCACAGGAUGUCGUGACGGAGGAACGCCGCUGGAUCAACGGAGACGAUGCUGAGCGAGGAAGAAGAAAAGAGAAACUGAGCCACGAAUGAUAACUCUUGUGUUGGUGCUGCUUUAAAUGGACGUUUGCUGGCUGUUAUAUCAUGUCGAAAAUUAAAUAUAUUUUCGAAAAAGAAGUUUAUUUUGAUGUUUUUUUAUUUUCUAUAUUGCAUAUAAAACCCUUUGAAGUCAAGAAAGUUGUUGGAAGAUGCAGUGUAAAAUAAUUCCUUAUAAAUACAUUUUUUUUUAUGUUUAGUUGAUGACUGGAGAAAAGGGAAAUGUGGGCACCAAGAAAAAUAAAAAAAACAAUGCAAAACAAAGAUUUGUCUUUGUUUCU